Molecule: messenger RNA, 5065 nt
Organism: Vigna angularis (adzuki bean)
Lineage: Eukaryota; Viridiplantae; Streptophyta; Magnoliopsida; Fabales; Fabaceae
Product: histidine kinase 4
Exons: 12
Coding region: 862-3885 (1007 amino acids)
Biological process (GO): phosphorylation; phosphorelay signal transduction system
Molecular function (GO): phosphorelay sensor kinase activity
Source: RefSeq, a predicted model, not a curated record
UCAGAUUUGUGAUUGCGAUUUCCAGUUUCUGGUUUUUCUCUCUCCUCCUUUUUGUUUCUCUCUCUUUGCCGUUUCAAUUCCUAACGUUGUAACGCAACAGAAGUACAAGAAAAUGGUGAACCGAGAAAGACCCAGGUGAGGGAAAAGAUAAAAAUGAUUCGGGUUGCAUGAAAGUGUCGUGCUUGAAGUGAAGAUAGUGUGGAGGAGACUGUAAAGUUUCAAUCUUUUCUGUCAUACAGGUUCCAAAGUUGGAAAAAACACCAAAAAGGUAAUUAGUUAACACUUCAUUCACUCACUGGUCACGAUCCAUAAUAGUCCAUACCAAACGCUUCGUGCUUCGUGGUUCUUUGAAUUGGGAGGUUGAGUUUCUUCUAAGCCUGUUGAAAAAGAUUACCAACUUGGGGAGCAGACAGCGGGACACAGUUGGUGUGAAAAGAAAUUCAUUAGCAUUGUUGCAAAGAAUGAGAGAGAGAGAGAGAGAGAGAGAGAGAGAGAGAGAGAGAGAGAGAGAGAGAGAGAGAGAGAGAGAGGUCUUGACUUGACUGAUGUACUAUAUUUUUUGUGUUGUGUGUGUGAACUGUGAAGUGGAAGGGGGACAACAGCGUAUCUGGGAAAAUCGGGAAAAUUCGAUUUAGUUAUGUUAUGUGCUUAAAUUAAGCCAAGAAAAAAGUAAACAAGAGAAAAGAAUAAAAAAGGGUAUAAAAAUUGAACAAGUACAUGGUGUGAGAGAGAGAAGGGGGGCACACUCGGAUCAAGACCAAACCAAAUUGGUUCCAAUUGUUCAUUGUACAGCCACCUUGUUCUCUUUCCUGUACAGACAGAUGAUGAAUAGGGAAGAAAGAUAGGGGCAGAGAGAAAUUGAUGGUGAUAGGUCUUGGGUUGAAGAUGAAGAGUGAGCAAGCAGGGAGCAAUGGAAAGAACACUUUCAUUCAGGCACAUAGGGCAUGGCUUCCCAAGCUUUUGAUGCUGUGGAUCCUUCUCAUGGCUCUAAUUGGUUGGUGCAUCUAUACUAAAAUGGAUGCUGACACUAAAGUCAGAAGAAAAGAGGUGCUCGGUAGCCUCUGUGAUCAAAGGGCAAGAAUGCUGCAAGAUCAAUUCAGUGUUAGUGUCAACCAUGUCCAUGCCCUUGCCAUCCUUGUUUCAACCUUCCAUUACUACAGAACACCUUCUGCAAUUGACCAGGAAACCUUUGCAGAGUAUACAGCCAGGACAGCAUUUGAAAGGCCAUUGCUCAGUGGAGUGGCCUAUGCACAAAGAGUGGUUAACUCCGAGAGAGAAUCAUUUGAGAAGCAACAUGGAUGGGUUAUAAAGACAAUGGAAAGAAAGCCUUCUCAGGUUAGAGAUGAGUAUGCACCGGUGAUAUUUGCACAAGAAACUCUUUCUUACCUCGAAUCUCUUGAUAUGAUGUCCGGGGAGGAGGACCGAGAGAAUAUUUUGAGGGCUAGGGCCACUGGGAAAGCUGUUCUCACUAGCCCUUUUAAGCUGUUGGGUUCUCAUCAUCUUGGUGUGGUUUUGACAUUUCCUGUUUAUAAAUCUAAGCUCCCUACAAAGCCAACAAUGGAAGAGCGUAUUAAAGCAACAGCAGGAUAUGUUGGAGGAUCCUUUGAUGUUGAGUCCCUCGUGGAGAAUUUACUUGGUCAACUUGCUGGUAACCAAGCAAUUUUGGUGAACGUAUAUGACAUCACAAACUUUACUGAUCCCUUAAUCAUGUAUGGGAAGCAAGAUGAAGAAGGUGACAUGUCUCUUGUCCAUGAAAGUAAGCUUGAUUUUGGAGAUCCAUACAGGAAACAUAAAAUGAUAUGUAGGUAUCACCAGAAGGCACCAACAAACUGGAUAGCACUUACCACGGCAUUCUUAUUUUUUGUGAUUCUUUUAUUAGUGGGUUAUAUUUUGUAUAGUGCUGGAAAUCGUAUUGUCAAAGUAGAGGAUGAUUUUCAUAAAAUGGCAGAAUUAAAAGUCCGUGCAGAAUCAGCUGAUAUUGCCAAGUCACAGUUUCUAGCUACUGUCUCUCAUGAAAUCAGAACACCCAUGAAUGGCAUUUUAGGGAUGCUCGGUCUGCUUCUAGGCACAGAAUUGAGUUCCACUCAACUAGAUUAUGCUCAGACUGCUCAAGCAUGUGGGAUGGCUCUGAUAGCAUUGAUAAAUGAGGUGCUUGACCGUGCCAAAAUUGAAGCUGGCAAGUUAGAGCUGGAAACAGUUCCAUUUGACAUUCGAUCCAUACUUGAUGAUGUGCUUUCUCUUUUCUCCGAGAAGUCUCGGCACAAAGGUUUAGAGCUGGCAGUAUUUGUUUCUGAUAAAGUUCCAGAUAUUGUCAUGGGAGAUCCUGGAAGAUUCAGACAAAUAGUAACAAACCUUGUUGGCAAUUCAGUUAAAUUCACUGAGCGAGGACAUAUAUUGGUGAAAGUCCAUCUAGCUGAAAAUAGGAUGUCCACAAUGAAUGGAAAAAUGGAGACGUUUCUCAAUGGACGAUCAGAUGAAGUUGUGCAUGUGUCUAGCGGUGGUUAUAAUUUCAAAACUUUAAGCGGACAUGAAGCAGCUGAUGAACGGAACAGCUGGGACAAUUUUAAGCAUCUGAUUGCCGACGAAGAAUUUUUCUUUGAUGAUUCAGUUAAAAAGGUGGCAAGUGAAUCCUAUGAGCAAGUCACCUUGAUGGUGAGUGUGGAGGACACUGGGAAUGGAAUUCCUUUCAUAGCUCAAGAUAAGAUUUUCAUGCCAUUUGUACAGGCAGACAGCUCAACCUCAAGACAUUAUGGUGGUACUGGGAUUGGCUUGAGUAUAAGCAAGUGCCUGGUUGAACUGAUGGGUGGUGAGAUCAGUUUUAUAAGCCGACCCCAGGUUGGGAGCACGUUUUCAUUUACUGCAGAUUUUGGAACAAUUAAGAAAAAUUCAAUAACUGACAUGAAGAAACAUAACUUGGAAGAUCUGCGUUCCAGUUUUAGAGGGUUUAAAGCCAUUGUGGUUGAUGGAAAACCUGUUAGAGCAGCUGUUACUAGAUACCAUCUGAAGAGACUAGGGAUUCAGGCCAAAGUUGCAAAUAGCAUCAAUAAGGCUGUUUCUUUAUGUGGGAAAAAUUGGUCUUUGACCUCAGGAAUAUUUCAGCCUGAUAUGAUUUUUGUUGAGAAAGACUCGUGGAUUUGUGGAGAGGAUGGGAUCUUCAACGUGUGGCAGCUGGACUGGAAACAGAACGGGCACAUGUUUAAGAUACCUCAAAUGAUCCUUCUUGCAACCAACAUUACUAAUGCUGAAUUUGAUAAAGCUAAAGCAGCAGGUUUCAGUGAUACUGUGAUCAUGAAGCCUCUGAGAGCCAGCAUGGUGGCUGCAUGUCUUCAACAAGUUCUGGGAACGGGGAAGAAGAGACAGCUAGGAAAGGACACGGGUUCAUCUUUUGCACGAAGCCUUCUUUGUGGGAAAAAAAUACUUGUGGUUGAUGACAAUAGGGUAAAUAGAAGGGUCGCAGCAGGUGCAUUACAAAAUUUUGGAGCUCAUGCAACUUGUGCAGAAAGUGGCAAAAUUGCUCUUGAAAUGCUUCAAUUGCCUCACAAUUUUGAUGCUUGCUUCAUGGAUAUUCAAAUGCCAGAAAUGGACGGGUUUCAAGCAACUGGGAAAAUUCGGGAAAUGGAGAGAAAGGCAAAUGAGCUUCUGAUGAAUGGUGAAUGUGGUGAAGGAAAUGGCUGGAAAAAGGAGUACCAUUUACCUAUAUUGGCCAUGACAGCAGAUGUAAUUCAAGCAACGUACGAGAAGUGUGUGGAAUGUGGAAUGGAUGGUUACGUUACAAAGCCUUUUGAGGAGGAAAAUCUGUAUCAAGCAGUUGCAAAGUUUUUCAACCCCAAGCCUACCUCAGACAACUCAUUACAGAAUGGCAACAGAACUGGGAAAGCACCUUAAUAAUUGGACACACUCUCACUACUGGCAUUUUUCAUAGUUUGCUAGUGAUCUGAAUGUGCUUCAACAUACAGAAGAAGAGCUUCGGUUGGUUUCAAGACAUCUGAGAUUAUGCAGUAUGCAUGCAACAUUACACACCCAUAUGCAGUGAUCAUUUCUAACCACCAGCUGAACAUGAUUUCAACCCGAAAAGAUGUAUACCACUACUACCCCAACUAGUGUACAGAUCUCCCAAGGGAUGAGAAAAAUCAUGUAAAUUCAAUAUUUUUCUUUGGCAUCUCGAUACUCCCUAUCAGAAGGGUUUCACUAUAGUCUCUAUUUUUUUAGUUUUGAAAUCCUUUUUUUCUGUAAAAUUGUCUUGUAUAAGAUUUGGUUAGUUACUACUAUUAUUGUUCAGAAGGAAAAAGUUGCCAUAUGUUUUUUCCUACACUUCCAAUUCCUUCCAAUGGCGUUUAAAUAAUUCACUUCAUUCACACAAUGGAAUCAUUCAUCUCCUAUAUCAGACUAGUAACUUCGAGAAGCAAACUUGAGAGAGUUUAUGCGAGGAAAGAGAAGGAAAAAUGCACACGUUCAGCAUGGUGAUGGUGGUGGUAGCCACGUGGCAACCCCAGAAACAAUGUGAAGCAACAUUUGUCAACAGCUGGUAGCAAGCAUAGUGAGGUGGCAACCUCUCUAUAUGACAUGACAUGCAUAUAGAAAGAAUGAGUUAAUGUCUGUAUCAAGUGCAUACAUAUAUAAAUUAGGUAUGUAGGUGUGAAAAUGGUAGAACUUUGAAGAAAUAAAAGAAAUGAAUAUGGAACAGUAUCAGAAUCAGUACGGUGCUGCUCCUACCAGUAAGGAUUCUGUCCAGCGGGAAAUGGAGACCACCGGAGACACCACCGGAGUUGGGUUUGGUGGCGGCGGCGGUGGUGGCAGUACACAAGUCAUAGCUGAAGAUUAUGUUACCAGCAACAGCAACAGCAGUGGUGAGAAGCAGCAGAAAGGAAUCAUAGAGAAAAUAAAAGAGAAGCUUCCUGGGACUGGAUCACAUCAACGCAAGUAGCUCUCACAAUCAUCAACACUGUAAAAUCAUGUCAUGUUAUGUGACAAAUGUUACGCAUGUUGUCUUUCCUACAUAAUGCUAAAUACGAUUAUGUCCUUCCUUCUCUCACCAAAUUAAUAAAACUACUUCUGUUUUAUGUUC